AUGUUAAAAUCCAAUGAAAUUCUUACCGAAGAAGAUAAAGUUCCUUCAACAUCUUCUGAUUUUCUUCAUGAUUAUUUACAAAAAGCUGAUUUAUCAACAACAACAAAUCUUAAUCAAUUCAUAAAAGAUCAUCAUAUUUCACGUGAUGAAAAUGAAACAGAAGAAGCAUUUACAAAACGUGUUAAAAAAAUUAAUUAUUUAAAUUUAGCUCAACAAUUAAUUCGUAAUAGUAGUCAAAAUGUUAGUACAACACGUCAGAUAAUUAAAUCUGAAUUACAACCAUCUAAUCAUGAGUCAUUAUCAAAACCUUUAGCACCUCUCAAACGAAUGAAACCUGUUUUUUCACCAGCUGAAGAUCCAGAUUUUGAUGAUGAAUUCGAAUUAGAUGAUACCAAUUCACGAGAUAUUUAUGAUAAAUCAUCUUCAUCAUCAUCAUCAUCGUCCUCAUCAUCUUCAAGUGAGGAUGAAGAUAUUCAACUUCGUCAACAUCGAAUAUUACCAUCUAAGAUUAAUCAUACAUUUGCUAAUGAUAUUAAACAAAAAUUAUCAAAUCUUGCUGCUGAUGUUGUACGAACAUUUGGUACUUCAAAUAUAACCGGAGAUGAUGAUUUAACUAGACCUUUACCAACAAGUACAUCAUUUUCAUCACGAUUAUUUCCCAAUCGAAUUAAAGAAACAAAUAAUCAAACUAAUGAUGAUCUUGUAGGACAAGAUGUAUCUACUCAAAAUAAUACUAAUGAAAUCAAUCAUGAACCUGAUGAUACAGAUUUAUUAUAUACAAACGAAAGUUUAUUACCACAAGUUGAUUGGGAAAAUCUCGAGAAACAACUUAAACAAGCACAAAUUGAACGAGAACGAUACGAUAAGGCUCGAUUAAAUGAUCGUGAUGAAAUUCGACGCAAAUUAGCAGCGGGAAAUGAAUCUGAAGGUGAAAAUGAAGAUUAUUAUACAUCAGAUUAUAUAAAAAAAACAAUGAUCACAACAUCACAUCGACGUCGACAAGGUAAAAAAAAAUGA
This is a messenger RNA of Adineta steineri, 1017 nucleotides long. NCBI's taxonomy places the organism in Eukaryota, Metazoa, Rotifera, Eurotatoria, Adinetida, Adinetidae. The record is from the annotation of a GenBank genome assembly.